AUGACGAGUAAACUUCUCUCACAAAUCUUCAAUAAGAACUCACAAUCUAUAUAUGAAACCCUGCGAGAAAACGGUGCCAAUAAUUCGGAUUCAGAUCUAGACGACAUGGAGGCCCGGGCUGGAACGCUACAUAGUCAAGGUGGACCCGAAGAAUAUGAGGAGGGUAUGGAUGAUAAUGAGAGUACUUUUGAAUUAAGACAUCAACCACCGGCACCAGCCUCGUCGUCAUUUCUAGCGCACUCAGCUCAACGUCCUUUCUUCGCCUCUAUGUCCCGACCACGAGGGAACCGCUAUGCCUCACAAAGAUUUAGGGAAGAAGAUCCAGAUGAUGAUGACGAUGUCCCUGCUUCUUUACUUUUUGAGGCUGGAGGCUUAGGAGGCGGAGGCAGCAGACCAAGCGGAACUGCUGGGUUGAACCAAGGCGAUCUCGGUGGAGGUGGGCCAGGACCAGCUACAGAGGCCACUAGAAAACGGGAUAAACAGGAGCAGCAGUGGGCUGCUGCAACAGCGCAAAUGCACGUCCAAGGUGACGAGCAGGAAGCUGAGGCUAAAGAGGUCAGAAGGCAGGCUAGGCUAGGUCUAAUAGAUCCCAAAGAAAGGGCCUUAUGGAAGUGGGCCAAUGUUGAGAACUUGGACAACUUUCUUAACGAUGUUUAUGAUUACUUCUUAGGGAAGGGGAUUUAUAGUAUUGCCCUCAACCGAUUCCUAAAUUUGCUAAUGCUGGCUUUUGUUGUCGCGUUUUCGACGUUUCUUAGUUUGUGUAUCGACUAUCAGUUGAUACGUAAAAAAGACAAAUUUGGGGAUGUAAUUGUACAACACUGUAUGAGCCGAAUGUCGGGCACAGCAACCUUUUUUUUGUGGAUAAUAUCCUUUUACUGGGCAAUCAAAGCGGUCCAUUUUUUCUUGGAUAUGCGACGCCUCUGGGAUAUUCAUAACUUCUACACCUACUUGCUCGAAAUACCUGAUCAGGACAUGCAGACAGUUUCUUGGCAGGAAGUGGUUGCUCGUUUGAUGAUACUGCGGGAUGAUAACCCUACAACAUCUGAAACAGUCCGCCGCCGUCAUUACACCAACCAGUCUAAACAAAGAAUGGACGCCCAUGAUAUUGCCAAUAGAUUGAUGAGAAAAGAAAACUAUCUGAUAGCACUCUUCAACAAGGAAAUUUUGGACCUCACUAUUCCGAUUCCUUUUCUGAGAAGCAGGGGCUCUAUGUUGACGAAGACUUUGGAAUGGAACCUGAGUCUAACUAUUCUUGACUAUGUGUUUAACGAACAGGGUCAGCUGAACAGUAUGUUCUUGAAAGAGGGUCAUAGGAGGAUAUUGAGUGAUGCCCUAAAGAGACGGUUUAUGUUUGCAGGCUGGAUGAACAUUAUUACGGCUCCAUUCAUUGCGACCUAUUUUCUCUUGGUUUUCCUACUCCGGAACGUUCAUGAUUUUAUUAAAACGCCAGCAAGAAUUGGUCACAGGCAGUACACACCUUUGGCAGAAUGGAAGUUUCGAGAAUUUAACGAGUUGCACCAUCUUUUCCACAUGAGACUGGAUAUGAGCUAUCCAGCGGCGGAGGCCUAUGUCGAUCAGUUCCCGAAGGAAAAGACCGCCCAAGUUGCACGAUUUGUUUCCUUUAUAGCUGGGUCCUUGCUAGGAGUUCUAGCUAUUGCUUCGUUGCUAGAUAGCGAUCUAAUACAAGGGUUUGAGAUAACAUCGGGCAUGACUGCUCUCACUUAUAUGGCCAUUCUUACAACAAUCGUAGCUGUCACUAGAGGUAUGCUUCCAGAAGAGAAUACUAUAUAUGAUCCGGAAUGGUCCCUCCGCAACGUUAUCCAGCACACACAUUACAUGCCUGACCAUUGGAAAGAAAAAUUGCGAUCUGAUGAAGUUAAACGGGACUUUAUGACACUAUAUGACAUGAAAGUUUCAAUAUUUAUCAAUGAAAUCCUGAGUGUCUUCUUCACACCAUUCAUUCUUUGGUGGUCUUUGCCAAAGUGCAGCGACCGGAUCAUCGAUUUUUUCCGAGAGUUCACUGUCCACGUUGAUGGUAUUGGUUAUGUGUGCAGUUUUGCAGUUUUCAACUUCCAAAAGCCUGGGCAUAACGUGGAGGAUCUUCGAGAGGAAUACUUUUCUUCGAAAGACAAUAAGAUGCUUUCUUCGUACUUAGGAUUCAUGGACCAGUACCACGGGACCCAAAUAAAAACAGGCCACGGAAAACGGCAGCAUCAGGGAUCUUUACGACCUUAUAUGACAUCGCCGAUUAUGGCCGCUGAUAUGAGUAAAUCAAUCUAUAACCAACAUCCCCAAAAUCGACGCCAGGAUACCUCUGGUCCAGGAAUGGGAAAAUCUAUGCAUCGAGACAGCCCAGGGAGAAUGGGUGCAUCAAUGAUGCAAUCAUCACUCUUAGAUCCGCAACACCAGCCAGCUUAUGGGGGUUUCUCAAGGAAUAUGAGACAACCAAUGUUCCAUCCCCGAUCGGCGGAAUCUUUGAGGGAAGAGGAUGAAGAAGAAGAAUCUGCGAUCAACCCAGGGCAUAAUAGAAAACAAAGGUAUAGAAGUAAUUUAGGAGAGAGUUUUAUGUCGACAAAUGUCACCACAGCUAUGAUGGAGGCUGCGGAGGAGGGACAGGCUGGUCCUAGGACGAAUGUACUGGACUUGUUAAACCAAUUCGUAGGUGGUGGGACUGAAACUGCUGGAAGACCGGGCGUUAUAUAA
Molecule: messenger RNA, 2703 nt
Organism: Morchella importuna
Lineage: Eukaryota; Fungi; Ascomycota; Pezizomycetes; Pezizales; Morchellaceae
Exons: 9
Coding region: 1-2703 (900 amino acids)
Biological process (GO): autophagy of mitochondrion; protein localization to phagophore assembly site
Cellular component (GO): autophagosome; phagophore assembly site
Source: RefSeq, a predicted model, not a curated record